ACAUAUAUAACCAAGGAAAUACUAAUAAAUUUGAAAAUCUAAAGUGAACACACAUUUUCAGAAUCCCAAGAACCACCAUCCAUCAUUCACUUUUUUCCUCUCACCCUGCGUUGACUGACUCCAAUUCUACUGUUUUCUUUUUUCUCAAACUCAAUAUGCAAGUUUCCAUGCUCUUUUCUGUUUUCUUCCACAACUUGUACAUAAAUAGACCCCUUCCCAUCAUUUUUUAGGCACCAAGUCACACACUAUACACUACCAUAAUUAUUAAACAACAACAACAUGAAUGAGCUUCAUUCCCUAGCUUCUUACACUAGUAGCCUCUAUGGUUCUUCCCUAGCUUGGGAUUACCACAACCUUGGAGUUCUCAACGCAGACAGAAUGUCUUUAAUGCCUGAAGCUAUGGAAGGAAGUGUUAGUGCUGCAGUGUCAUUCUCAUCACCUCAUCAAGAGACAGAUUUCUCAACUGGGUAUCUUGAAGAUGCUUUGGUUGAGUUUGGCGAGCGAGCCAAACGUAGACGCUUGCUUCUGCCAUGCAUUGAUGAUGAUGAUGAUCGGAGCAAGAGUAGUUCCAUUGAUGAUCUGGAGAAGGGUUUAUGGGAUUUCAACCCCACAUGGCACCAACCAGUUGAAAACUUGUACUGCAUGGACCAAAUAGAAAGAAUUUGUGGAUUUUCAGAUGAGCAUAUAAGCACAUUCAGGAGUAGAAUCAGUGAGGAACCAAACAUAGAAACUAAAACAACAGAAGAAGAGACAAUGUCAGCCACUGAAUCUCCAAAUUCAUCCUCUUCUUCAUACAAAGAAGAACCAGUGACAUCUAAAACCACAGAAAUCCAACAAAACAAGAGGGUGAUAACAAGAUCAGUGGUGUAUCCAUUUGCAUUGGUGAAACCAGGAGGAAGAGAAGGUGAUGUGACCUUGAAUGACAUCAAUGAGAGGAUCCUGAUGCCUCCAACGAGGCCAGUGAGGCAUCCAGUUGGUGACUUCGCGUGUCGGCCAUGCGUGUCCGCCGCAGACGGUCCAGGCCUUUCAGGGAAAGCAGUGGUGGCCCUUACCAGAAUUCACACACAGGGGAGAGGCACAAUCACUAUUAUCAGAACCAAAGGUUAACAAUAUUAAGCAAUUAGAAGCAGCGUAAUUUUGUGUUGUUGUUAACUUGUUAUGGCUAGCUUUUGCUUGAAGCUGCAGCUUUUUGGGCCUGAUUUGCUUUGAUUUCAGUCCUUCUAAUUGUAAAGAUGGAAAGUGAUAUGUAUGAAUGUGCAUACAAUAUAUAUAAAAUAAUUGUAUCUAUGUUAAAGCUGUUUUCUCAGA
Messenger RNA from Lotus japonicus, 1308 nucleotides. RefSeq lists its product as uncharacterized. The coding region runs from base 280 to 1107 and encodes 275 amino acids. Lineage: Eukaryota; Viridiplantae; Streptophyta; Magnoliopsida; Fabales; Fabaceae. The transcript is spliced from 4 exons. The record is from RefSeq and is a predicted model, not a curated record. Gene Ontology annotation, biological process: female meiotic nuclear division; male meiotic nuclear division.